UACCACUCCUUCAGUCCUUCCUUUGUCUUUAAUCAAAAUUCAAGCUUUUCAAUUUUCAAGGCACAAAAAGAGCGCGGGUCUAAUUCUCCUUUGCUUUUGCCAUCAUGGGGUGGUUCUCCACGGCGGCCGCCACCGUAACAACCACCCUCCUCUUCCUGUUGCUCUUCAUUUCCUCACUUGCCGACCCAGAUCACCAUAAUCCAUCUACACUCUCAGGUAUUGAUAUUGAAAAGCCGAUUCUGGAUAUCACCCCUGCCCCACUUUUGGGGCAUUCGGCUGCUCAUGGGGCUAAAGACACUUUUCGAUGCGAACGUGUUCAAGUUUCUGGUAUCUCAAGGUUUAAACUUGGUAGCUAUGCCAGUUCAUUCCAUGUUUCUGUGGCCCCCUCUGCUGCAAUCCCGGAGAGGUUACAUAGCAAAAUUCAGGUUUGUUUUCACAGGAAUAAUUCUCUUGGAUUGUGCCAGUGUCAAAAGGAUGAGUGGAAGAGGAUCCAAAAGGGGAUAUGGAAUUCUGUUAUGUCACCUUAUGACACCAAGUACAUUGAUGUGGGGAUUAAUGGUCAAGUUUCAGGUUCUGUUACAGUUGCUCUUGAAGAAGAUUUUCAGCAGUGGCGCCUCAUUUUUCUUGUGCUGGGGUUGGCACUGCUGUGGUUGGCUCCAAUUAUUAGUAGCUGGGUUCCAUUUUAUUAUAGCACUUCAAUGGCUAUAGGGAUCUUUCUUGUUGUUAUAAUCAUUCUUUUCCAGGGCAUGAAAUUAUUGCCAACUGGAAGAAAAAAUAUCUUCUACCUUACCAUAUAUGGAUCUGUGCUUGGAGCUGGAUCAUUCCUUUUGCACCAGUUCUCUCUAUUUGUAAAUUCAAUACUUCAGAGUUUUGGGUUGAGUGAAGAUAUGCACAAUCCAGUUGCUGUUUUUGUACUACUGGGUAUCAUCUUGGCUGGAGCUGCUUUGGGCUACUGGAUUGUUCGGAGAUUUGUUAUUUCAAAAGAAGAUGGCACUGUGGAUGCUGGGGUUGCACAAUUUGUGAAAAUUGCAAUGUACAUCAUGGGAGUCACCUCCAUUUUUCAGAGCACUAUUGAUUUUCCUCUAGCAAUAGGAGCAUUGGUCUCUUGCGGUGCUGUUUGCAAGCUUUCUUCCUUGAUAAUGUGGGUUUAUGACUGGUAUGAAACGUCAAGGAAUGAUAGCUAUUCAAAGCAGUGGGCGAGAGAAAGACAUGGUCGUGCUGAAUUCCUUAGCAAGACGCCCCCUAAAGGGAAAGCUUGGAGAAACCCUAAGAGAUCUCCAUUGUUCGACUCUCCCGUGAGAGGUGUGGUAUCAUUAUCACCGACGCCUAGUAUCACUCCACAUUCUUCUGGGUCGCGAGCUGGGCAGGAUUACUAUUCCACCUUUCACAAGACCCGCAACAGAAAGAAGUUCACAAAGAAUGAGUGGGAUGAGUUCACGCAAGAUUCCACUAGGCAAGCUAUAUCGGAGUUGGUAGCAUCGCCAGAAUUCACCGACUGGAUAAUUGACCAUGCAGACAGAAUCAAACUCCUUCCGACCGCAAGCUCAGAUGAAGAAAUGGGAAGCGAGUCAGAUUCCACAGAAGUAGGAAGUGAAACUAGAUGUAGAAUCUUCAAUUGGUGGUGACUAUGAGUAUGAAGAAGAAUGUACUAAUCAGCAUGCACCUUUUUUUUUUCUUUUUUGUUAGAGCUAGUGAGCAGUGACAGUAGUGUAAGUAGUUGGGUACUAUGUUUAUUGUAACGAGCAUGUAGAUAUAAUUUUGAUAGUUGCCUUAAUUUUCCAAAUUGUAACCCUGGGUAAUUUUACUGAAUCCAUUAGUUAUUGCAUGAUUACCAAUCAUUUGUUGCU
Molecule: messenger RNA, 1847 nt
Organism: Arachis duranensis
Lineage: Eukaryota; Viridiplantae; Streptophyta; Magnoliopsida; Fabales; Fabaceae
Exons: 10
Coding region: 105-1625 (506 amino acids)
Source: RefSeq, a predicted model, not a curated record